AGACUUGUAAGGUUGACUUAAAAGCAGAAAAUUGAUGAACUGAUAAGAGAACAUCAGCGAAGGGAAAGUGAAGAUUGCAGAUCUUUGAAAAGUCUUAUCUUUGCUAGACUCGAAAUGGCUGCGGGGAAGUAUAAAGAAUCCUACUCUUCACGGUUUCCUAAUUGUAAAUAUCAAGUGUUCUUGAGUUUUAGAGGUGAAGACACCCGCAAGAACUUCACCGAUCACCUCUACACGACCCUGGUUCAAGCAGGGAUUCACACAUUUAGAGAUGAUAAUGAAAUUCGGAGAGGAGAGAAUAUAGAUUUCGAGCUCCAGAAGGCAAUACAACAAUCAAAAAUAUCGAUAAUCGUGUUCUCCAAAAACUAUGCUUGCUCGAGAUGGUGCCUCGAUGAACUCGUAAUGAUCAUGGAACGUAGGAGGACUACCAGCUCCAUAGUUUUCCCAGUUUUCUAUGAUGUGCUUCCAUCUGAAGUCAGAAAUCAAACAGGGAGCUUCGCUGCAGCAUUUGUGGAACAAGAAAAGCGCUUCAAGGAGGAGAUGGAGCGGGUGAACGGGUGGAGGAUUGCUUUGAAGGAAGUUGCAGAUUUAGCUGGAAUGGUUUUAGGAGAUGGGUACGAGGCACAGUUUGUCCAAUCUAUUGUGGAGAAUGUCUCAAAGAAUUUGGAUCCAAAAAUAUUUCAUGUCCCCCUUCAUUUCAUUGGAAGAGAUGCUCUAGUACAAUAUAUCAACUCAUGGUUGCAAGAUGGAUCCCAUGGUGCUGCCAUUGCUUUACUCUAUGGAAUUGGUGGAGUUGGAAAGACAGCCAUAGCUAAGAGUGUUUUUAACCAGAACUAUUAUAAAUUUGAAGGAAAGAGCUUUCUAUCAAAUUUUAGGUCAAAAGAUAUAGUUUGCCUACAGAGGCAACUUCUUUUCGACAUCCUAAACAAGACUGUUGAGAUAAAUGAUCCUGAUGAAGGAAUUCUGAAGAUUAAGGAUGCAUUAUGUUGCAGAAGAACUCUUAUUGUUCUAGAUGAUGUGGACAAAAGGGACCAAUUCAAUAAAAUCAUUGUCAUGCAAAAUUGGCUUUGUAAAGGAAGUAAAAUCAUUGUAACAACCAGAAAUAAGGGUCUGUUUUCAGGUAAUGAUAUUGAGUGGGUCCGAUGCAAAAUUGAACCGCUAUAUGAUGAAAAAUCACUUGAGCUUUUCAGUUGGAAUGCCUUUGGACAAGCUGACCCUGUUGAUGGUUUUGUGGAAGACUCUUGGAGAAUAGUACAUCAUUGUAAUGGACUUCCAUUAGCUCUUGGAGUUAUUGGCUCUUCAUUGUCCGGAAAAGGAAGAGAAAUAUGGGAAAGCGCAUUACAACAAAUGGAAGUGAUUCUUAAUUUUGAAGUUCAAAAGGUUCUUCGAAUAAGUUACGACUUUCUUGAUGGUGAUUAUCCGAAGAACUUAUUCCUUGAUAUCGCAUGUUUCUUUAAUGGAAUGGAUGUGGAUGAUGCAGUUAGGAUACUGGAUGGGCUCGAUAAAGGUGCAAGAUUUGGGAUUGACAAUCUCAUCGAUAGAUGUCUUGUUGAAAUCAACAGUGAUCAAAGGUUGUGGAUGCAUCAACUAGUAAGAGAUAUGGGUAGGGAAAUUGCUCGUCAAGAAUCACCCAAAUGUCAAAGAAUAUGGCAUCAUGGGGAUGCUUUUACAUUUUUAAAAGGAACUACUGAUGCUGAAAAAUUGCGUGGCCUUACCAUUGAUAUGCAUGCAUUAAUGGAAUAUCAUUAUGCAGAAGUUGUCUGUACUGAUUCAAUGUUUCUUCCAAAAUUGAAAAUUCUUGAUCUUCGUCACUCUCGUGAUCUCAUUAGAACCCCUGACUUCUCGGGUCUCCUAGCCCUCGAAAAGCUAAUACUUGAAGACUGCAUCCGUUUGGUUCAAAUUCACGAAUCUAUUAGUGAUUUACAAAGAUUGUUGAUCUUAAAUCUAAGAAAUUGUACAAGUCUUAUGGAGCUUCCAGAAGAAAUGAGUAGAUUGAAUUCACUUCAAGAGCUGGUUUUAGAUGGUUGCUCAAAUCUUAACAGCCUGAAUAUGGAGUUAGAGCAUCAUCAGGGGCGCAAGUUGCUUCAAAGUGAUGGAAUUGUUGCAAGUACAUCAUUCAUUUCAUCUCUCCCCUUUAAGCUAUUCUUUCCCUCUAGGUUUUCAGCGAGGAAAAUGUUGAGAUUUACCUCGUUUUCACUGCCAUGCUUCUUGGAGAGACUAGAUUUAAGUGGAACAACAAUGCGUUUUCUUCCUGAAAGCAUCAAGGAUCUUGGUCUACUCAGACACCUAUAUUUAAGAAAUUGCAAAAUGCUUCAGGCACUCCCAGAGCUUCCAUCCCAUUUGGAUUCGUUAGAUGUGUCCUUUUGCUAUUCACUGCAAAGACUUGCAAAUUCAAACAGGUGGACUGAAGGAGAUGGUUGUGAUCACUUAGUCGAGUUCCAAGAUCCGAUAAAGCAAGAAUUAAUCCAAAAGUUUGACUCUCACAUGUUCAGAAUAAUGGAAACGAUAUUAUUUGCUCAUGGCUCUUUCGACGUUGUCGUAUAUGUAUUUGAUGAGGAAAAGAAGUUAAGGUGGUUUCAUGAGGAUAAAUGGCUAAUUGAGAAUGAGUUUGUAGAGAACUUUUCAUUCAAAAUAUCCUCACCUCCUCCUGCGCACCGGAUAUGUGGCUUUAAUCUGUUCAUAAGUUGUGUGACGUCAGCAUACCGUGGCUUUAGUUAUGUUUAUAUUGAAAUCAGAAACAAUACCAGUGGUCGAUCCUUUCUUUGUCAAGCCUUUGUCUUCCCUAUAAGAUACAAGCGUGAUGUUCGUGAAAUCCAAUCGCUAUUGCACAGGAAAUUAGGGGGCAAUGAUCCUACAUUUGAUAAUGGUGAUGACGUGAGUAUUUCAGUGCGUCCACAUGGUCCUAUUCAAGUAAGGACGAUUGGUAUACGAUGGUUGCAUGAAGAGGAAGGAAAGGAUGAUGAUAUCCAAUCAAAGGAUGAAGUUAUCAAUGCCCACAACAGUAGCGAUGAUGAUGAUGAUGAUGAUGCAGCACACGUAGCCAAAGUAGAAAUACCUUCUCAUCUUCUUAGAAAUUAUUAUUGUGGUUUCCGUACUGAUUGCGCUAUAUCAUGGCAUGCUCUGUUGAUUUGCCCAACCCAUUCUCCUGAUGCAAGAUCAAGUGCUAAGAGUAUUCCAGGUUUAAAUCUUCAAGAAAUUGCUGAGUAUGUCUGA
Messenger RNA from Populus trichocarpa (black cottonwood), 3210 nucleotides. Its product is annotated as disease resistance protein RUN1. Gene Ontology annotation, biological process: signal transduction; defense response. Bases 115 to 3210 code for a protein of 1031 amino acids. The transcript is spliced from 7 exons. Lineage: Eukaryota; Viridiplantae; Streptophyta; Magnoliopsida; Malpighiales; Salicaceae. Gene Ontology annotation, molecular function: ADP binding. The record is from RefSeq and is a predicted model, not a curated record.